AUGUCGAUCGCUAUCCUGGAGGAGGAGUUCUGGUGGCGUGAUUACCCCGGGGUACAGGCGCUUUUCGACGGGCUCAAGUCAGUACGGAAGGAUCUGGUACACGCGACAGAGGCGGCAGAGGGCAUCCUCAGUCCACCAGACGACAUCCCCACCUCCCUAUGUGCACCUCCAGUUCUGUUCCUGUUCGCCCACUACUUAAACUCUGCCGAGGCAACGCCCGACCCAGACAUCAAAGACAACCUCUUCCGGGAAGGUGACAGCUGUGAUGAUGAGGACUGGAAGUCGGACGAGAGUGCAGAGUCGGUGAUUCCCGGUGCCAAACCUGAGGAGGGAAUGGUCUCUUUGAUGCAACACUUCUUGAACGCACAGCAGCGCAGAGAAGAGCGGUUUCUGCUGGAGCUCCGGGGCCUACGGGAGUCCAUUGUGGAGGCAGCUAGGCCGGACUCAGAUGGAGAGAGUCCACGUUUGGAGCUGCCAACGCCAGCUGCUUCGAGGGUAGCUAGUCAGCGCAGAGCGGGCUACCACAGAGACUCCCCAGGUGUGCCAGUGCUGAGAGGGCCGCCCCAGCGGAUGGAGCCAACGAUGCCAUCUCUCCAACCUGGCGAUGACAUCGAGAACUACCUUCGACGGUUUGAGCGCCUAGCCAGGACCUGGAGGUGGCCUGAGGAGGAGUGGAGUUGUCGGCUAGUUCCACUGCUAACAGGACGAGCAUUGGAGGCUUACCUGGCGAUGGACAAGGAGCAGGCAAAGGUGUACGAUGAGCUGAAGAAGGCUUUACUUGAGAAGUACGACAUUUCACCUGAGACGUACCGACAGAGGUUCCGGUCAGCCACAGUUCCGGCAGGGGAAUCGCCGACGGAGACCUACCACCGCCUGAAGAACCUGUACGAGCGUUGGGUUCGACCGAGGGAACACUCCAAGGAGGAGAUUGGAGAGGCCAUAAUCCUGGAGCAGCUCCUAAGGGUUCUUCCGGUUGAGACACGCACCUGGGUUCGCGAGCAUGAGCCAACGGCAGGAGUGGCGGCAGCAAAACUGGCUCAACAGUACCUGAACGCUCAUCGCGGGACUCUUCGCACUCAACCACCAUCAGGUACUGGGCGCACCCACCCGGGGGUGGAACGGAGAGGUGCGAUGCCAGCAGACUCUGCACCAGGCUGGAAUCCGCCAGGAGGAAGGCCCAAAGAACUGGUGUGCUUUUACUGUCAGCAGACAGGGCAUAAAGCAUCUGUGUGUCCAGCGCGCAAAGCUAAACUGUCGGGGUACUGCUAUGUCCCAAGAGAAGGGGAUGUCAAGCUGCGCAGGGGCCGUGAGAGUCUCUCAGCAUGUCAUGUGACUGUGAAUGGAUGCUGCCUACAGGCUUUAUUGGACACGGGGAGUGCAUUAUCAAUGGUCCAAUCAGGUUUUGGGUCAAAUGUAGACUAUGUGAAUACAGUUGGGGUGCAGUGUGUUUACGGGGAUGUGAAGCGGUAUCCGCAGGCCGAAGUACUAUUAGAAGUACAAGGGCAGACAUACCUGCUAAUGGUGGCUGUAGUGGCUAGUCUACCGACAGACAUGAUUUUGGGCCGUGAUUUGCCAGUGUUGUGUGACUUAUUACAAAGCACAGAGAGGAGCACGGGAAAUGUUGACUCUGUGUUACCAGGUCAUCUGUCAUGUCCGGCCUUUACGCGGGCACAAGCCAGGGCAGGACUCCAACCUCUACCAGACAUGGAUGAAAGUCUGUUGCAGGGUGGAGACAGAGGCCCAAAAAAAUCGCGCAGACUGAAACGUCUGGAGAAGUACCUGGGCACACCAACCUCGGAGGUUGCUGCAGAGCACCCGGAGGGUAUUGGUUGGCAAGAACCAGAAAAUAUAGCGGAGCUACAGAAAGGGGAUGUGACGUUAAAAGCUAUGUUUGAAAAAGCGAUGUCUGAUCAACCCUCUAACCUGUGUGAAGAAAAAUGUGUGGUUAAGAAUGACAUUUUGUAUGUACAAGCUGGGGAUAAAUCUCGCCUUGUUGUCCCGGCUAGCUGCCGCCCACUCGUCUUACACCUAGCACACUCUGUCCCGUGGGCUGGUCACCUGGGCCAACAGAAAACAUUUGCACGUGUUAGCUCUCGGUUUCAUUGGCCAACAUUCCGCUCCUGGCUCCUGGCUCCUUUGUGUGCAGGUGCAGCUCCUAGCGGUCGGGUCCCGACCACAUCUGCGUCAGGUCCUGGUGGCCCGGAUCCAGCUACGUCUGUCCCAGCUCCUGGUGGUCCGGCACCGACCACACCCGCAGUGAUUCCUGGUGGCCCAGCCCCGGCCACACCUACCUCAGUUCCUGAUGGUCCAGCACCAACGGUGUCCGCCUAG
This is a messenger RNA of Betta splendens (Siamese fighting fish), 2331 nucleotides long. RefSeq lists its product as uncharacterized. The record is from RefSeq and is a predicted model, not a curated record. Gene Ontology annotation, molecular function: zinc ion binding; nucleic acid binding; aspartic-type endopeptidase activity. Gene Ontology annotation, biological process: proteolysis. NCBI's taxonomy places the organism in Eukaryota, Metazoa, Chordata, Actinopteri, Anabantiformes, Osphronemidae. The coding region runs from base 1 to 2331 and encodes 776 amino acids. The transcript has 3 exons.